Molecule: messenger RNA, 1148 nt
Organism: Papaver somniferum (opium poppy)
Lineage: Eukaryota; Viridiplantae; Streptophyta; Magnoliopsida; Ranunculales; Papaveraceae
Product: glutathione S-transferase T1-like
Exons: 7
Coding region: 274-1035 (253 amino acids)
Source: RefSeq, a predicted model, not a curated record
GAUCAUGGUAAAAAGACGUGAAGAGGAUGCCAAAAAGAACAAGAACUGCUAAUCAGGCCGAGUCUUGGGAUACUAAUGGUUUUUUCUUUUUUGAUGAACUUCAUGCAACAUCUUCGUACGGGCCUAGAGAAUGAUUUGAUAUCAGAGAAAACAUGUGGUUGAGGAGGACUGGCUUAGAUAUCUUAUAGUUCAUGGUGGCCGGUCAAUAAGCUAGACAGUUAAUAGACAAAUUUUCUCAAAAAAUUACAUAGUGUAGAAGAAGAAGUAAGAAAGAUGACUCUGAAACUCUAUGUUGAUCGAACUUCUCAACCUUCUCGAGCCGUUCUCAUCUUCUGCAAGGUCAAUGGGAUUGAAUUUGAGGAGAUUAACGUAGAUUUAUUCAAAAAAGAACAUAAAUUGCCUGAAUACGUUAAAGCAAUAAACCCUUUUGGCCAAGUUCCAAGUAUAGCUGAUGGAGAUUUCAAGCUUUUUGAGAGUCAUGCAAUUUUAAGUUAUCUUGCUUGUGCACACCCGGGUGUUGCUGAUCACUGGUACCCAAGUGAUUUACAGAAGAAAGCUAAGAUCAACUCAGUCUUAGAUUGGCAUCACUCCAAUUUACGCCGUGGUGGAGUUGGCUAUGUCAUACAAACAAUACUAGGACCUGUACUAGGAAAACCUACAAGUCCAGAAGCAGCUGCCGAAACCGAGCAAGUUUUGGUCUCAUCGUUAUCAAAAAUUGAGUCAGUUUGGCUUAAUGAGGACGGGGACUUCUUGUUGGGUAAUAAGGAACCAUCUAUUGCUGAUCUUAGCCUUGUUUGCGAAAUCACGGAAUUUGAGAUUUUGCAUGAGAAGGAUCGUAUCCGAAUAUUAACUCCAUUCAAGAAGGUAUUGAAGUGGAUUGAGGAUACAAGAAUCGCAACAAGCCCUCAUUUCGAAGAAGUGCAUAAAGCCAUAUUGGCAUCAAAGGCAUCUUUGCUCAAACUACCAGUUGAUGAAAACUACGAAACCGUGUCAAGCAUCAAAGCCAUGCUUGACAUAGAUACUGUAACUGAGUAGAAAGAUUUAUGUUCUCUCAAAGCAACUCCAUUUCAAGAAUCUGUUUGAGUACAACCUUUGAACAUGAAAUGUAAUAAAUGGUCUAAAUGAUUUAUUGUGGAACUUCAAUUUUA